AUGGCUAGUAAAAGGCUCAGUGAAAAAUUACCGCAACCAGGAGAAUUCAUUAUCACUAAAAAAGCGGAGUACGAGGUUUCUAGUCAACCAUUUUUAUCAUUAAUUUAUUAUUCAUUAAAAACUGUUACUACUCUUUAUUCGUGUUUCAAACUCAAUAAAACAUCGAUAAAAUUAUUGGGCAAAGGUGGCUUUGGAGCAGUGUAUGAAGUAAAGCGAUUAUCAGAUUCUGCAUCUUUUGCAAUGAAAUGUGAAUUGAUGGAUGUUAGAAAACGAGUAUUACUAAUGGAUUGCACGGUUUUACGUGGUGCACAAUCACUCGGAAGCAAGCACUUUUGUGACAUAAUCGAUCGUGGAAAGAGACCUGAACGUUUCAGAUUCAUCAUCAUGAAAUUAGUCGGUCGAAAUUUGUGGGAUUUGAGAAUUGAGCGACCUGAACAGCGUUUCACAUUAAAUACGGCAUUGAAAGCAUCAGAACAAUGCUUGGAAUCCAUUGAGCAUUUGCAUACCGUGGGAUUUUUACAUCGAGAUAUAAAACCAGGAAAUUUUGCUAUCGGACGGCCAGAAGCCAAUGAACAUCACAUCAUUUUCAUGCUUGAUUUUGGGUUGUGCAGACAAUUCAGUUCAGGUAACAAGGAUUUACGACUACCUCGAGCAUCAGCUCCUUUCCGCGGAACUACCAGAUAUGCAUCUAUCGCUGCCUUACGACAAAUGGAGCAAUCUCGAAAAGAUGAUGUAGAAUCAUGGCUUUACAUAACUGUCGAAUGGACUGCUGGCUCUUUACCAUGGAAGAAGUUAAAGGGUCCAGAUAAGGAAGAAGUUUUACAGUGGAAGGAGGAAGUACGUGAAGGUGAUGCAAUGGAUGAUUUUUUCAAACAAUGUCCCAAACGUGAAUUCUCGACGAUAAUGAAGUAUAUUGAUUCUCUGGAAUAUGAAAGUAUACCAGACUAUGAUCAUAUAUAUUACUGCAUACAACAUGCCGCUAAAGUACUUCCAUUCUUCAUUCUUUUAAAAAUUUCUCCGGAUGACCCAUUGGAUUGGGACCCCGGAAAUAAGUACCACGGACCCACAAUAAAUCUCAAUCACAGGGAAAACAAGCAUACUAGAACUAGACAUCUAAUUACAGCUAGAACGCAACGAUCUGGCUAA
This is a messenger RNA of Thelazia callipaeda (thelaziosis nematode), 1146 nucleotides long. The record is from the annotation of a GenBank genome assembly. Lineage: Eukaryota; Metazoa; Nematoda; Chromadorea; Rhabditida; Thelaziidae.